AUGUUCGCUCGACGCCUUGCCACCCAAGCUACCCGAGUCAGGGCAGCUCCUUUCCACAGCACCUCCCGCAACCUCGUCCAAAAGGGCGAUGCGAUCCCCAACCUGGAGGUGUUGGUGGAGAAUUCUCCUGGAAACAAGGUCAACCUGGCCAAGGAAAUCAAGGGCAAGGCUGUGAUCAUUGGUGUGCCCGCAGCAUUCAGCCCCGCCUGCUCCAGCACGCAUGUGCCCGGCUACAUCAGUCACCCCAAGUUGAAGGAAGCGGGACAGGCCUUUGUCGUCUCUGUCAAUGAUCCCUUUGUCAUGCAGGCUUGGGGGUUGACUUUGGAUCCUCAGGGCAAGAGUGGGGUUCGCUUUUUGGGUGACCCAUCUGGCAAAUUCACCGAGGCCCUGGACUUGAGCUUCGAGAGCUCAUCCAUCUUUGGCAAUGACCGUAGCAAGCGGUAUGCCUUACUGAUUGAGGAUGGCAAGGUCAAAGAGGCCUUUGUGGAGCCCGACAACACCGGCGUCAAUGUGUCCGCUGCGGAGAAGGUGCUUGGUUAG
Molecule: messenger RNA, 540 nt
Organism: Penicillium oxalicum
Lineage: Eukaryota; Fungi; Ascomycota; Eurotiomycetes; Eurotiales; Aspergillaceae
Product: peroxiredoxin family protein
Exons: 5
Coding region: 1-540 (179 amino acids)
Biological process (GO): hydrogen peroxide catabolic process; cellular response to oxidative stress; cell redox homeostasis
Cellular component (GO): cytosol; peroxisome; mitochondrion
Molecular function (GO): thioredoxin peroxidase activity
Source: RefSeq, a predicted model, not a curated record